Molecule: messenger RNA, 2907 nt
Organism: Neurospora tetrasperma FGSC 2508
Lineage: Eukaryota; Fungi; Ascomycota; Sordariomycetes; Sordariales; Sordariaceae
Exons: 4
Coding region: 188-2572 (794 amino acids)
Molecular function (GO): ATP hydrolysis activity; ATP binding
Source: RefSeq, a predicted model, not a curated record
CAACGGCGAUGCCGUCUGUGCGCGUAGAUCUGUAGUGUUCAGGCCGAUCCACAGCAUCUGCUGAGAUCCUGUUCUUGACCGGACACUCCCGUCUACCUAGGCCGCCCUUGGAGAGCGGAAGCCCGCUGCGCCCUUUUGAAAAGUGCACACAGACAUUCCGUGAUGUGUAUACGUCUUACUUCUUACGAUGCUGCGCAACAGAUCAGCCGCUUCAGUUUUGCAGAAGACAUACGAUGAAAGCUACCUGACAUGCUCCACUGCUGUCUAUUACGAAGGCCAGGGCAAUGAGGAUGAGGCUAUGCGAUGCUGGAAACAGGCACUCGAGCAGAUCUAUGACCAGCAAGCAAACAAAAUCUUGCCAGCCUUCACCCCACGUUCCGAGACGGAGAAGGCGCUGGUGGACAGUCUUCGGCAACUCGAGGUACAGUGCAAGGAACGAAUUGAUCUUCUAGAGGCCCUGCGUCUUUCGCGCCUCGAAUCUCUCGAGCAUGACGCUACACCAUCCGCGUCACGUUUGUCACCGUUGCCGAACCCUUCAGACCCCCCCAAGGGCUGGAUAGGUGACGGAACAAUCCCAGCCGUAACCUAUACAGACCUUUCCCGACCAACUCCCGCCAAGCGACCCUUUGUAGGGACUAGGUCCAUCUCAGAACAUACCAUGCCUACACCCGGGCCUUCUGCCGAGGUGCGUACGCCAGGCGGGGAGUUUCCCUUUGCAUGCACACGACCAGUGUUACCGUCGCCACCGUCGGCGUCAAGGCCUUCGCUCGAGGAGGGAACAUCGUCAGGGACACGCAGCCCCGAGAAGCAUACCAUGCGCACAACCCUGCGGACCGGACGUUUGGGAGACAAGAGAACUAGCCAUCGCCAGACGCCUCCAACCUCGGUUUCAGAACGCCCUGGUGCCAGUAAGGCAGCCUCGCUUGCCUGGAGCUAUCUUGGGAAAAGAGAAAGAUCGAGUCCGUUAGGGAGUGCCAGCGGUAAUAGUGGGGGAACUGGCACCACUGAUCAGACGAGUUCGGUACCGCCCGCAAGCUCUCCCUACUUAGUGGAAAGGCGACGUCAAAGUCCAGCGUUGGCAGGCCGGCAGCAGCAAUGGGACACGCAUACCAGGCGAUUGGUCAUGGGUCGUCCUCGGAGCCAAUCCAAACCGCCUCAUGCACGGCCUACUCCGGAAUCAUCGACACCCUGCCGUUCUGAUGACCAUACACACACUCGCCAAUCCUCCUUCACCAUCAGCGCUGCUGCCGCAUCAAGUGCACUCAACUCAUUGACUUUGAGGGAUAACAACGAGCGCUCGCCGUUGGAAGGGGGGGAAGGACUCCGGCUAAGAACCGCUCCGUUACAGACACCAAGGAGGAGGCCUCUGCCUGCGACGGGGAACACGGAUGAGGAAGACACUGCAUACUCUGCGAAAGGAAGCGCAACAACGACCAGAAAAUCGAACAGAAAGAUGUCCGAUCCAACGCUGGCCCACCGGAAGCCCAUCAGCCGAACUUCUUACCUAACAAGCACGGCAAGGCCUGCGUCCGGCAGAUCAGCAACGACACAAGAUGUUGAUACACCUCGGAUGAGCGCUAAGGCAAGGGGCAAAAAGCUUGAACAAGUCCCAAUUUCGUCAAGUUCUGAGGAUUCUGAACAUGAAACUCCCCGACGGCCGACAACAAGACAGCACCUAAGACAAAGACUGAAGCAGAGGGAUGUUUCCCUAGUUGCCGAUACACCGGCCCACAACUCCGAAAGCCAAGAAUCUGAAGGCAACGAUGGGGCGGCUCAACAAAGGUCAGAAGCUGCCAAGUGGAACAAGCAAAAGGCAAAGAUAUUGCGCCGUCUUCCUCCAGGGGUUGAUGAACAUGCUGCGAAACAGAUUCUAAAUGAAAUCGUCGUUCAGGGUGAUGAAGUUCACUGGAAUGACAUAGCCGGCCUCGAGGUAGCCAAAAAUGCACUUCGGGAGACCGUAGUUUAUCCUUUUCUACGACCGGAUCUAUUUAGGGGUCUUCGCGAGCCGGCCAGAGGCAUGCUGCUUUUUGGGCCACCGGGAACAGGAAAGACUAUGUUGGCGCGCGCAGUGGCCACGGAGUCCAAAUCUACCUUCUUCUCCAUCUCUGCUAGUAGUCUGACAAGAACAAAGGAAAACGGCACCGAUGAUAAUGUGAACAGAGUCUUGGUGCUUGCCGCCACGAAUCUCCCGUGGGCUAUCGACGAGGCUGCAAGGCGACGAUUCGUGAGGAGACAGUAUAUCCCACUUCCCGAAGCAGAUACAAGAGCAAUUCAGUUCAAAACGCUCCUCAGUCAGCAAAAGCAUACACUGACCAACGAGGACAUCAAUGAGCUUGUGGAUAUGACCGAUGGAUUUUCCGGAUCCGAUAUCACAGCGUUAGCUAAAGAUGCGGCCAUGGGUCCUUUGCGGUCUUUAGGUGAAGCGUUACUACAAACGACCAUGGACCAAAUACGCCCAAUAGAGCUGAAGGAUUUCGUCACCAGUCUGGCUACCAUUCGGCCUAGCGUUAGCAAGGCAAACCUGAAGUUUUAUGAAGAUUGGGCAAGAGAUUUUGGAGAAAGAGGCGGUUAGUGAGGGAGUAGGCCACGAGGCGACGAAACAGAGUAAGGUACUCAGGCUGUCAGGGAAUGCGUAAUGUCUGGGUCUGGCAAGCCUGUAGCAAUCACAUCAAAGAAGGGUAUUGCUCGUUGAUACAAAUCAAAGAGUGUGACAGGCAUCACAACCAUAGGUAUCUAUAAGCUGGCAGGGCAAGGAGCAGAGCGGAAAAGUAACGGUGCGCAUUCGGAAAGCACCCAUAUGUGGCAGCAAAGAGGGCGGAGGUGAUCGUAGUCCAUCACACAGCAAUCCAAGGAGAAUUCCGCUUUGCUGACCAAAUAAAUCGUUCAGCGCGCAUUGAAGUUGGUUUG